Messenger RNA from Aureobasidium pullulans EXF-150, 789 nucleotides. RefSeq lists its product as uncharacterized. The transcript has 5 exons. NCBI's taxonomy places the organism in Eukaryota, Fungi, Ascomycota, Dothideomycetes, Dothideales, Saccotheciaceae. Gene Ontology annotation, cellular component: nucleus. Gene Ontology annotation, biological process: mitotic cell cycle; positive regulation of transcription by RNA polymerase II. The coding region runs from base 1 to 789 and encodes 262 amino acids. The record is from RefSeq and is a predicted model, not a curated record. Gene Ontology annotation, molecular function: DNA-binding transcription factor activity, RNA polymerase II-specific; RNA polymerase II cis-regulatory region sequence-specific DNA binding.
AUGUCUAACCUGUCGCAAAACCAACAACAGAAGCGAGGCUUGCAACAAGUGGGAAGCUUACCUCUGUCGGCGUCACCACAGCAGCUGUCGCUGUCAGCCGGGUUACUACCUCCCUCAUCGUAUUCCACAAACCCAUAUCACUCGUCACCAUACACGACAAACACGUCGCCGUUUGGCUAUCAUCAACCACCCCCUCUUCAACAUCAUCAACACAGCCCCUUUCAGCAACACCCUCUCGCUCCACCACCACAACCUCAACAGAUCCCUCAAUCACCACUGAAUCCACGAAAGCGACGCGCAAGUGAACUCGACUCCCUUCCUGGUUCCUCUCUUGGUGGCUAUGGCCUAGACCAACAUGGUCUCUUUGGCAACCCUGAUCGUCAGAAUAGCGAGCAAAACUAUGUCUUGAGUGGACCCUCGGGUGGUGGUCAAGGACCAGGUGAUGCCGGUAUUCCUCGACAUGACACCCCACCUGCACGACCAAAGAAAGGACGUACCAAUACACCUUGGACACCUGCGGAAGAGCAGAGGCUGAAGGUGAUGAGAGAUGCGGGCAACAGCUGGAGCGAGAUUGCAAAGACGUUUCCCACACGGACCGAAGGCAGUGUCAAGAAGCAUUGGUAUAAGGACAUGCACUACGCAGAGUUCGCGGAAGACGAGAGCGCAGCACUCCUCGCGGCCAUCAAAGAAUACGAGCAGAGCAAAUGGAAGGUCAUUGGACAGAAAGUCGGUAAACCUGCAAAGGCUUGCGAGCAAUAUGCCAAAGAGCAUUUCGGCACCAAGAGCUGA